GGAAAAACUGACACUCUACCUGGAGCUAGCGGGAAUUACAAAUUUCUGAUGCUUGCAUUGGUGUGCGUCAUCACAUCACAGCUGACGAACAGAAUAAAGCACUUACCGGCCCUCAAAGCUUUGCAAAUUGCUAUAGGCAGUAGCAAUGGGCCACAUGUCCCGGAGAAUACUAUAUGUACACAACGUCGGCAGUAUGACUUGAACAUACUAAUACAGUCGCUCCUUCCCCCCUGCUUUUCCUGAUUCUGACCUCUUCUCUGUGUAUUGGCAGGAGAGGCUAUGUCCGAGAAGUCACUAAGUAUAGAGGCCCUGCAGGGCAUUGACUCUGCGUCUGAAGACAGACAUCACUUGUCUUGCGAUGAGAAGACAAGAGCAACCACUCCAAAUGACCAGGAAACACUGGAUAAGCAGUCUUUUCGGAAGCUUGUAACACAUGUUAGUGAAGCACCGGAUGGAGGAUUCAGGGCAUGGCUUGUGGUUUUUGCUGUCGCAUUAGUUUCGUUUUCUACGUUUGGUUUUGUGAAUUCAUGGGGUGUCUUUCAAGCGUACUACGAAGAAGAUCUACUACGCCACCUUUCUCCUUCGACUAUAGCAUGGAUCGGUUCUAUUCAGUAUGCACUCGUGUAUCUUCCAGCACUUGCGACGGGACGACUAUUUGAUCUAGGAUACUUCAAGAUACCGUGCUUCGUCGCUAGCUGCGUUAUCGUUGCGUGCACCUUCCUAACCGCGGAAUGCACUCAAUACUGGCAGUUCUUUCUCGCACAAGGUCUCGGUGUGGGAGUGGGCUGCGGUAUCAUAUUUAGCCCUACUCUCGUCAUUGUGUCACAUUGGUUCUCCAAGAGACGUGGCCUUGCUUUGUCGGUCGCCGCAAUCGGGACUUCGUGCGGUAGCACCGUGUUUCCUGUAGCGGCACAAAAUUUGAUUCCAUUAAUCGGAUUUAAAUGGACAGUUCGUGUAUUUGGUUUCAUUCUGAUGGCUACCCUGGGGAUGGCCAACAUAUUAUUAGAACGACGGCUUCCACCCCGCAAUGUUCAUGGGGGACUCUUUAAUCUCAAAGCAUUCCGCAACAAAGCAUAUACCACCUAUUGCAUUUCCGGAAUUAUGACACUUUUAGGACUUUACACAGUGCUCACAUACCUCUCCGUGAGCGCCGUAGCAAUUGGCGUCCCAAAAGAUUUUGCAUUCUAUUUGAUCGCUAUCGCCAAUGCAACAUCUGUGUUUGGACGUUUGUUGGCUGGCCUAAUGGCUGAUAAAGUCGGCGCACUCAACGUCAUGGUGCCCUACACGAUUGUAUCGGGAAUUAUGUCGUUCGCCUGGCCAUUUGCUAAAAAUGAAUCCCAACUCAUUGCAAUAGCCGCCAUCUACGGAUUCUCCUAUGGAGGAUAUGUAUCUCUCUUCUCCGCACCUGUCGUGGCAAUGGGAACAAUGGAAGAUGCCGGGCGUAGAGUGGGAAUGUUUAUGUCCCUCAUUGCUUUUGGAGGCCUUGCAGGUCCCCCAAUAUCAGGUGCCGUCAGGACUGCGACAGCGGGGUUUGUUGAGGCAGGUUAUUAUGCAGGCAAGUCUAUCAACACGCGAUCUUUGAGUGAACGUUGAUCUUGUUCAGGUGGCACCAUUAUAUUCGCUGUUGCAUUGAUGGUUUUGGCGCGGCACCUCCAUCUGGGACGCCUAUGGGGCAAGUUUUGAAUGAUCGUGAAACGAAU
Suillus paluster is the source of this 1700-nucleotide messenger RNA. Its product is annotated as MFS general substrate transporter. Gene Ontology annotation, biological process: transmembrane transport. Gene Ontology annotation, cellular component: fungal-type vacuole membrane. The transcript has 11 exons. Gene Ontology annotation, molecular function: transmembrane transporter activity. The coding region runs from base 280 to 1593 and encodes 437 amino acids. Lineage: Eukaryota; Fungi; Basidiomycota; Agaricomycetes; Boletales; Suillaceae. The record is from RefSeq and is a predicted model, not a curated record.